Molecule: messenger RNA, 2127 nt
Organism: Paramormyrops kingsleyae
Lineage: Eukaryota; Metazoa; Chordata; Actinopteri; Osteoglossiformes; Mormyridae
Gene: nutf2
Product: nuclear transport factor 2
Biological process (GO): nucleocytoplasmic transport
Source: RefSeq, a predicted model, not a curated record
UUGCUGUCUGCAAGCUGCUGAGUGGGUUGUCCUCGUAGGUCUUCAUUUCACAGCCCAUCUCAUUCCCCGAGUGUCCGAUAUGCUUUUGAAUAACUUUAUGCUCCCUUGUGAUCAUAAGCUUCUGCUCUCAUCUUAGUCCUCAGGCCUGAACCCUUUUGUGUUUUACCUGCUGAGCCUAUAGAUCCUUAUUUAGGUAAUAAGUACACUAUAACAGAGCUCUUCACAUCUACCCCUCAAUUCCAAAUCCAGGCCUUGUUUUCAGUUCUCCAAGGUACUUGGCUUAAUAAUAACUGAUUCUGAUUGGCCACAGGGGCUUCACACCUGGCUCACAGGUAAAAGAAGGCUGGGAAUUCAGCAGGGCUUGGACCUUGAGGACCGUGAUUUGAACAGCCCUGCAGUAUAAAGUUUAAAUCACAGAACAUGUGGUAUUGCUGGUUGUAGGUGACCGUCUGGGGGUCCCCAAGGCCUGGUUUAAGAAACACUGACGUAAAGAAAAUCUUUGGUGGGGGUGUCAAGCACAAAUUAUUUGAGGUUUAAAGAUGCUUUGAAAUUUUGUUUGCUGCUUGUUCAAGUACAUUGGAUUUCUUUGAUUUUCUCCUUUCCCAUCUCUCUCUCCUAUGAAACAUGCACAUAUGUGCAGGUUAGAAUGAAGCUUGAGUUCAGAGCGCAUGGUCAGUCAUUUAUAUGGUGCCCCUGAAGCAUUUUUCGAUGUUAAGGGCCUCUUUUAAGGGCCUAGCGGACAUGCCAUUCUCCCCUCAUUUCACGGAAGAAGCGUAGUUAUUAUACACAAAGAAACGCGGCUCUCUGUCUCGUUGUUUUCGGUGGUGAUUUACUUCACAGGUAGGCUGUGCAAUGGCAAAUGUUGCAGAUGUCGCAGAUGAUGCAGAUGUGUGCUCUGACAGUUAUCUUGGCCAUUGUGUGACGGUUUAAGGUUUUUCAUCAGGCAUCUCUGCAGUCUCUCCUCCUCCACACUGCGUGUCAUUUAACUCACAUCGACUGAGACUGAGCUCAUCCCAGGGCCAGUUGUGAUCGCAGGGAAUAAAGUCGCAUGUGUUGCGGCGAGCCGCUUAUUUCUGGUCGUUAUCCUGCGCAACUGCGACUCGAUGCAGCACAUAGCGACAGAUGUGCUGUAAACCGCCAGCUUCUUGACUUCAUCUGGGAUUCGUGUCUGUCGGGUGAAUCAGGAUGGGAGACAAGCCAAUCUGGGAGCAGAUAGGAUCCAGCUUUGUGCAGCACUACUAUCAGUUGUUUGAUACAGACAGGACCCAACUUGGAGCAAUAUAUAUCGAUGCAUCAUGCCUUACGUGGGAAGGACAGCAAUUCCAGGGAAAAGCAGCAAUUGUUGAGAAACUUUCUAGCCUUCCCUUCACGAAAAUCGCUCACAACAUAACGGCACAAGACCACCAGCCAACUCCCGACAGCUGUAUACUUAGUAUGGUAGUAGGACAACUAAAAGCUGAUGAGGACCCCAUCAUGGGAUUCCAUCAGAUCUUUCUCCUGAAGAACAUCAACGACGCCUGGGUGUGCACCAAUGACAUGUUCCGGCUGGCCAUUCACAAUUUCGGCUAAAUGCGCAGGUGGGAAGCGGGGAACGUGGGACAGCGGUGGAGGUGAAGGUCACCCUCCUGGCCCAGCUCACUCCCGACGUGCGCCUCCCUCUGCUCCCCACGCCCACGCCGUUCCUCCAUCCCUGCCUCUGAGAAGUUAACCUCCUCUACACUGGAUCCCAGAUGUCGCUCAUACAAAAAACAAACCCCGACCAGUCAGCGGACAGAACCAACACGCAGGCACGAGCAAUCUCCGGGACACAAACUCCUGUUCUACGCUGAAUGGCUACAGUCUGUCAUAGCCCCUGCACUAUUCUGCAUGCUGUUGGGAACCUAGAAUAGCUGCAUUAUUGAUGCCAGAAGAGCAACUUACUUUUACACUGUUUUAUACUUUCAGUUCAUUGUUACUCGGGCUCAGUUUUUCUCUCCCUUUUAGUUUACUGGCAUUUAAUUUUACAUGUACUGACAGGUUGCUCCUGCAAUCCAAAGAAACAUCACUGACCAACCCAUCGUCACCCCCGAUCUGUCCCAGGGUGAUUACUACAACCACAAUACACAAUAAAUCUUGACUUUUUCUUAA